CCCUGGUUGGGAAACACUGCUUUAAAUCUGCAGUGUGACUUUGUCCUAGGCCUGGCUGGAGGCCCAAUAAGGUCCUAGGGUGAAGCUAUGAGGCUCCUGUACAAAGUCGUUGACUGUCCGGGCAGGCUGGGAAUUGUAGUUCUGCAACAGCUGGAGGCACACUGGUUGGGGAACACUGCUUUAGAUUAUGGACUUUGUCCUAUGCCUGGCCGGAAGCCCAAUAAGGUCCUAGGGUGAAGCUAUGGGGCUCCUGUACAAAGCCGUUGGCUGCGGGGCAUGCUGGGAGUUGUAGUUUUGCAACAGCUGGAGGCACAUUACUCGGGAAAAAUUGCUUUAGAUUCUGCAGUUUGACUUUGUCCUAUGCCUGGCCGGAAACCCAAUAAGGUCCUAGGGUGAAGCUAUGGGGCUCCUGUACAAAGCAGUUGUCUAUCCGGGCAUGCUGGGAGUUGUAGUUUUGCAACAGCUGGAGGCACACUGGUUGGGAAACACUGCUUUAAAUUCUGCAGCGUGACUUUGUCCUAGGCCUGGCUGGAGGCCCAAUAAGGUCCUAGGGUGAAGCUAUGGGGCUCCUGUACAAAGUCUUUGGCUGUCCGGGCAUGCUGGGAGUUUUAGUUUUGCAACAGCUGGAGGCACACUGGUUGGGGAACACUGCUUUAGAUUCUGGACUUUGUCCUAGGCCUGGCUGGAGGCCCAAUAAGGUCCUAGGGUGAAGCUCUGUGGCUCCUGUACAAAGCCGUUGGCUGCCGGGCAUGUUGGGGGUUGUAGUUCUGCAACAUCUGGAGGGCCACAGUUUGAGACCACUGUCCUAAAUGAAUCUGAGUUCACAAUAACAGAGCAGAACCGUCCAUACGGCGAGCACCGUGGGAAAAUCUGGUGUAGGGGGCGGAGCCUCGCGGCGGAUCAGGAAUGAAUGGACGCGGCUGUUAUUCUUCCAGUCUCCUGCGCGGCCGUGAUGGAUGACGGCGACAGAAAUAGACGCAAUGUUAUUCCAGAGAAAAACCUCUAAUUCAUAAAAGCUGCUAUAUAAGGAGCAGAAAUCAUGGCGUUACAUGGGACUGCACAGCGUAUCAAGACAGUUAUUACAGUGUUACAUAGGACUGCAGCUCACAACAAAUGACCCCCCAGCGCCCCCUGUGUGUACGGUCAGUCCAGGACAAGUCACCAGUCACCGUCCAGGAUGCCAACACUACCCCCAGUGCCCGAGCAAACUGGAGAUGCCCAGCACCCCUCCCCCCCGCCACCCUCUGCCCCAGUGAAGGACGCCGCGGUCGGGGCUCGGUCCUGUGUUCCUCCAUCUAUCAUCCUACCAGAACCUGGAAAUUGUUUGGAGGAGAAUUAUCUGGAGAGAAGUCGGCCUCACAGUCCGUCCUUCAGAUCCAGCCGUCAGUCCCGCUCUUCGUUCUCCUCUGCGAGCUCCCUGAUCUCUGUGGACAACAAUGGUCACGUGAUCGAUCUGCUCCAUGACAGUCUGCCCAACGUACGGAUGUCGGAGGAGGAUAAGAAGAAGAACCUGCAGUUAUUGGAGGAGGCCAAGAAAGUCAGCGAGAAGUUCCUGACCAGAAGGGGGCGACGCUCGAGGUGCAGCCUCUCUGACUCCCCCACAGGUGUCUCUUCUCCUUCACUGAGCCCCAAAGUGUCUCCUGUGCCCUCCCGGAGCAACUCCUUCACCUUCCCUGCAGCACCAGGACCGGAUCCGUAUCCCAACGUCUUCCCUCCAGCUGCAACAUUACUGCCGAACUCAACCCAGGGACUGACGGAUCGGAAGCAGAACGACCAGCGGAAGAUUUCCCAGGGCCGCCUCACCCCGCGUCCUCUCUGCCUCACAGCCGCAUCCAAGGAAACCCUGUACGAACAGAAGGAAAACCAUGACCCCCUCAAACCCGCCAGCGGCCCCUGUAAACCCCCGGCCCCCGAAAUCUCCAAACUGUCUGUCAUCAAAGCCAGAAUCAGUCCUGAGCAGGAGAUCCACAGACCCAUCCUGAAGAAGCCGGACAACCUGCCGGGACGACCGGGACCUUCCGGGGCUCUGGGUGUCUCCAAUGUGGCCUUCAAGGGCCCCGGGUCAGGUCUAUUUCCUGGUGACUCCAAGUUUGCUACACUGGUGGAACAUAUGACGGCUGGGAACCGGCCCCCGCUCCUUAGGGCCCUCUCCUGGGACAGCGUGGAACCGGAGCAGAGAAACAAAUCCAGUUUGGAAUCACCCGAAAGGGACUUGGCUUCCAACCUCGAUAAAUGUAGCAAUAAACUUCCCAAAUUCGCCGUAAUGAAGGACGUUCAUAUCCAACCGGUGCGGCUGCAGAAGCUGACCAAACUGCGGGAGGAACAUAAACUGAUGAGAAGUCAGAACCUCACGGGACAGAAGCUUCCAGACCUCAGCGAGGCGGCCGAGCAGGAAAGAGGUCCUUCUCCUGUCCAGUCCACAGAGGAUGAAGAAGAGAAGGGAGAAGCUGAAUCCGAUGUGAUGCCCAAUAUACCGGACAUCUUACUGAGGAAACUGCGAGUACAUAAAGGCCUCCCAAACAGUGCCCCCGCGCUGAGCGAGAAGGAAGUCGAGAACGUGUUCAUCCAGCUUUCCUUGGCGUUCCGGAAUGACAGCUACACGCUGGAAUCCCGGCUGAACCAGGCGGAGAGGGAGCGGAACCUGACGGAGGAAAACAACGAAAAGGAGCUGGAGAACUUCAAGGCGGCGAUUAUGUCUUCCGUCUCCUUAUGGCAGAGCAGUGACCAUCGUGAGGCUUAUCAGAAGUUACUGGAGGACAUCACCGUUCUCCACCGUCUGAUCACCAGACUGUCCAGCAGGGCAGAGAUGGUCGGUGCGGUGCGCCAGGAGAAGCGCAUGUCUCGGGCCACGGAGGUGAUGAUGCAAUACGUGGAGAACCUGAAACGGACAUACGAGAAAGACCACGCCGAACUGAUGGAGUAUAAGAAACUCGCCAACCAGAACUCCAGCCGCAACUAUAGCGCAACCGAGGACGGCGUCCCCCGAUCCUCGCGCUCCAUGUCACUGACCAUUGGGAAGAACAUGCCGCGCAGGAGGGUGAGCGUCGCUGUGGUUCCUAAAUUUAAUCUGCUGAACAUCCCAGGACAGUCCCCGAACUCGUCCCCGCUCCCCACCCUGUCUGCUCUGGCAGAGUCUCCCGGCAGUAGCGGCGGCAGCAGCAGGAGCAGUGUACCAGCAUCUCCGGGACUCUCUCCACUGAUAGAAAAUGGGAAGCCUGGCGAGGAUACAGACACGUGUGUGAUCCUGGGGUCUGUGGUGGCACCGAACUGUGCAGAGGACAUCAGUGCGGAGAUUAAAGCCAAGAUUGAGGAGGAGGCGUAUAACAAGGGGUACCAGGAAGGUUUAAAGAAGGUUCAAGGUCUUCAGGAAUUAAAAGAAGAAGAGGAGAAGUUAAGUGAGUGUCCGGCGGAGUAUGAACAGGAGGAGAAGGAGGAAUUCACCAAGCUGAAGAGCAGUAAAAUUGAAGAAUGCCUUGACUACUUACACAUGCUGUAUCCCAAGUUAUUGAACCACUGGAGCGUCUUCUCCAUCAUGGCGGCUGGCAUCGUCCUCCUGGCCGUCUUGUUGAGUAUUUAUAAUUCCUUCUCUUCAUGCACUGAAAUGCCAGACGGGGGCCACGGUAAGGCCACGUGCUCCGUACCCCAGAGAUACUCCUGGUGGACCUCAGGGUCUCAGCACAAGCAGCGGCGGCAGUAGAAGACAAAGGUCCAUACUUGGCCCGGUCCGUCAAGAAGGUCCAUGGGACAAUGAGACGCCUAUUGAGAAGGAACUCUACGGAAAGGGAGAUUGGAAGUUUAUGGGGUCCGGGUGUAGGGUGACUCCAUAUUUCAUCACACGGGCAUUGACUACAAGUCCUAUUUGUGGUCCAGCGUUAAUAUGGAGGGCGCUGUGGCCACGGGCACAACUCUAAGGGGGAUGAUGCACAGUGGGUGUAAAGCUGUGUUUCCCAACCAGUUUGCCUCCAGCUUUGCAAAACUACAACUCCUAGCAUGCCC
Molecule: messenger RNA, 3996 nt
Organism: Hyla sarda
Lineage: Eukaryota; Metazoa; Chordata; Amphibia; Anura; Hylidae
Gene: IRAG1
Product: inositol 1,4,5-triphosphate receptor associated 1
Exons: 20
Coding region: 1178-3697 (839 amino acids)
Source: RefSeq, a predicted model, not a curated record